Molecule: messenger RNA, 6198 nt
Organism: Sitodiplosis mosellana (orange wheat blossom midge)
Lineage: Eukaryota; Metazoa; Arthropoda; Insecta; Diptera; Cecidomyiidae
Gene: IleRS
Product: isoleucine--tRNA ligase, cytoplasmic
Exons: 5
Coding region: 2011-5871 (1286 amino acids)
Biological process (GO): isoleucyl-tRNA aminoacylation
Molecular function (GO): aminoacyl-tRNA deacylase activity; tRNA binding; isoleucine-tRNA ligase activity
Source: RefSeq, a predicted model, not a curated record
GAGUUCAACAAUAUUUUUUUUUUUUUCAAAUUAUUUUUGUGAAUUGGUUUUUGAAAUCCGUUGACUAAUUUAGCAAUUUAUUUUAUCUAAAUGAUACCAAUUAGCCCAAGAGCCUAAACAAAUGGAAGAACAUUGGGCACACCUGGUUUUAUUUUAAGGAAAUUUGAGAUUAAAAACAGACGAAAAAAAAUGAAAAGAAAAAAUGGAUUUUUUUCUUCGAUAAAACAAAAAAAAAAGGCAGAGAUAUAGAGAUAUUUAGUCAAAGAUGCACCACCCAAUGUAUACAAAACGAUCUCGGCAAAGCAAACUCAUUAAAUAAUCAUAUAACGAAUAGGAGAAGAAAACAAAAACAAAAACCAUCUCAAGUUGAUGUGCGCCAUAUUAAAUGAAAUUUGUCUGUUUAAUUCGUUUCUUCAAAGAAAAAUGAUACUAUAUCUAUAAAAUAAAUAAUAAUCUAAAGAUGACGAGAGAAAGAGAGAAAAAUUGAAAAAUAUUAACAUUAGAAAUUGUGCCGAUUACAUUUACAAUUGAAGUGUCUGUUGAAAAUUGUAGCUUUGUUUUUUUUUCCGCUAUGGAAAUGAAUAAAUUUUCUAUAUUUUACGCUAAGAAGACAAAACACACACACACCUACACUAAUACAAUAUAUAAAUGAACAAUUAGACAGAUACACACACACACACACUACAGCCAGAUUGAGAAAAAAAAACGAUAAUAUAAAAUGAAAAGAGGCCUCACUCAAAAGUGUACUUUAACUUUGAUAUUAUAAACAAAUUGCCUUGCGCUACUGCUUUGUUGUCUUUUACUAGUGUUUAGUGGCCUUCACAGAACAGAAACUUAGUAUUUUGAAUAAAAACGAACAAAAGUGGUCUUAUCUUACUCCAAAAAAAAAAAAUUGAAGAAAAAAUGAAAUACGCCUAUAAAAUAAACAAGUCUAUAGUUUUUUUUAGCCAUUCAAUUUGCUUCAGUAUCGCCUUAUAACACACAUUGCUGGAACAGUCAAUACCAAUUAUAAUUAUAAUGACAAGAUUUUUCUUUGUUAAAAAAAAACAAAUAGCUGAAAUGUCAAACAAAUUUCAAUCUUUUAAAUUAUAAAUAUUUUUUUUUGCUACCCAAGUGCAGAUUUUCUAGACCAUUUUCCAGGAAUUAACAAAAAAUAAUAAAGAAUUACAUUUAUUGAACUUUUUUUUUUUCUUGUUCGGCAACACUUUGAUGACAUAGAUACAUUUAAAAGAUACGCAUUAGAAUAAAUCGCAUAUUUGCUUCCGCUUGACGUGUUCUAGAUUGUAGUGCAUUUUCCCAAAAUUCAGUGUGUGGCUUAUUUAAUAUAUUUGUGGACAAAAUGUAAUAUUUGUUCGAUUUAGAUUCAGAAUUAAUGUGAAUGCAACGUUUUCUUUUGUCGUUUGGUUCGGAGUAAUAAGCAUAAAAAAAAGAACCCUCUUUUAUUGUAAAGAAAUAAUUUAAACUCUUCUUCUUUUCGAUAUACUAUAAAAUAAUAUAGGGAUUUUUUUUGGCCAUAAGAACCAUUUUCUAGUUGAAUGAAAUCUGACAUAAAAUUCUCGUGCUGUUUGAGCUCAACAUUCAAACAGAUCCAAUCUUUCUUUUUUUUUCCUCUUUUCGAAUAAAAAGUCAAAUAAAUCACAAAAAGUGUAAAGUCUGAAAAUUCGGUGCUUUAUUUUCCUUGUAUAUUUUCUUUGGCAAAGUUUCAAUUUAAUUUCUGUAAUAAACCGUGGCAAUAUUCCAUGUCAAAAUCACAUCAUCAUUGAAAUGUGAAAAGCAACAGCAUUUCAAAUAAGAAUCAUUCACUGUGGAAUGGAUGCGUUCAAUGCUCAGUCUGCUAAGGAAUAUGCCAAAAUAACUGUCAGUUGAAUGGUGUGUGGUGACAGCUCAACACUAUUAAUAUUGUUGUAAGUGCCGACAAUACACGUUUUUCUCUGCUCAUAUUUCAUCAUCUCAUUGCAGUGAAUGAACCGAUUGAAAACUAAAAAGUAGGUUAUAAACAUACAUGUAACAAUGGCACCAAGCCCGGUUGAAGCGAAUGUGCAAAGCGGUGUUGCAAAAUUGAGCACAGAGAAAGGCUCAUUUGAUGAAGAAUUGUAUCGUGUUCCAGAGACGAUCAGUUUUCCCGACGAAGAAGAGAAGACAUUGAAAUUCUGGGGCGAUAACAAGGUGUUUGAAAAAUGUCUGCAGCAAUCGAAAGGAAAACCAAACUACACUUUCUACGAUGGACCGCCUUUCGCUACGGGAUUACCUCAUUAUGGUCACAUUUUGGCCGGAACAAUCAAAGAUGUAGUAACACGUUAUGCACACCAACAAGGCUAUCAUGUUGAGCGUCGCUUCGGUUGGGAUUGUCAUGGUCUACCUGUCGAAUAUGAAAUCGAUAAAACACUCAACAUCCGCGGGCCGGAAGAUGUUGCCAAAAUGGGCAUUGCCGCGUACAACAACGAGUGCCGAAAAAUUGUCAUGCGUUACGCCAACGAAUGGGAACAGAUUGUGAAUCGAAUGGGGCGAUGGAUUGAUUUUCGUAACGAUUACAAAACGCUGUAUCCAUGGUUUAUGGAGUCCAUUUGGUGGGUAUUCCGUCAGCUGUUCGCCAAAGGUUUAGUGUACCAAGGAGUGAAAGUGAUGCCGUAUUCAACUGCCUGUACCACUGCUCUGUCAAACUUCGAAAGUGGUCAAAACUACAAAGAAGUCGUUGAUCCAUUCGUUGUUGUUGGCUUUCCAUUGCUAGGACCUCAGUUCAAAGGUGUACAAAUGUUGGCUUGGACAACCACUCCAUGGACAUUGCCAUCGAAUUUAUCGCUUUGUGUCAACCCCGAAAUGGUGUAUCUUCACAUUAAAGAAACGGCAACCGGUGCCGAAUACAUUCUAUCCGAAUCGCGAAUUGAGAGUGUAUUCAAAGAUGCUGGCAAAUACGAAAUCGUAGAAAAAUUCAAUGGUAAAAAGCUUGACGGAUUAAAAUACGAACCAUUAUUCGAUUACUUUACUGCAUAUUCAAAGAAAAUGAAUGCUCAUCGUGUGUUGUGUGAUGGAUACGUCACAGAAGAUUCCGGUACUGGUGUCGUUCAUCAAGCGCCAUAUUUCGGUGAAGACGAUUAUCGUGUUUGCUUGGUAAAUGGCAUCAUUCAAAAAGACAGCGAAAUCAUUUGUCCCGUCGAUGAAUCCGGCCGUUUUGUCGACCCAGUGUCACACUUCCUGGGCCAAUACGUUAAGGAUGCCGAUAAAAAUAUCAUUGCUCAUUUGAAAGCCAACGGUCGUUUGAUUCAAAGUGGCCAAGUUAAGCAUUCGUAUCCAUACUGCUGGCGUUCAGACACACCACUCAUCUACAAGGCCGUUCCAUCGUGGUUCAUUCGCGUCGAGCAAAUGUCACAGCAACUGUUGCAAUGCUCAUCGCAAACGUAUUGGGUGCCCGAUUUUGUUAAAGAGAAACGAUUCGGCAACUGGUUGCGCGACGCACGUGAUUGGGCCGUGUCCCGUAAUCGGUACUGGGGCACACCAAUUCCGAUUUGGAUGUCACCCGAUGGCGAAGAAAUCGUAUGCAUCGGAAGCAUUGCCGAGUUGCAACAGUACACUAAAACUUCAAUUACUGACUUGCAUCGUGAAUCAAUCGAUGACAUUGUUAUUCCGUCAAAACGACCGGGCCAACCGCCUCUUCGUCGUAUUCCACAGGUGUUUGACUGUUGGUUCGAAUCGGGUUCUAUGCCUUUCGCACAGCAACACUAUCCAUUCGAAAAUGAGCAGGAAUUCAAAAAUUGCUUUCCAGCCGACUUCAUCGCUGAAGGUAUCGAUCAGACACGUGGUUGGUUCUACACAUUGCUUGUUAUUUCAACGGCUCUCUUCAAUACGGCGCCAUUCAAAAAUCUAAUUGCCAACGGUUUGGUAUUGGCUGCUGAUGGCCAAAAGAUGUCGAAACGCAAGAAGAACUACCCCGAUCCAUUGGAGGUGGUGAACAAAUAUGGUGCCGAUGCUCUUCGUUUGUAUCUCAUCAAUUCGCCAGUUGUACGAGCCGAGAAUUUGCGCUUCAAAGAGGAAGGUGUACGUGAUAUUAUCAAAGAUGUCUUUUUGCCCUGGUAUAACGCGUAUCGAUUCUUAUUCCAAAAUAUUUACCGCUAUGUAAAAGAUGAAUCAACUGCCAAUAAUCAGUUCCAAUUUGAUUCAACGGUCGUUGCCGGCGCCACCAAUAUAAUGGACGUUUGGAUUCGUUCGUUUAAAGAGUCACUUGUUGAGUUUGUUGCAAAGGAAAUGAAAGCAUAUCGAUUGUACACAGUUGUGCCACGUCUCACCAAAUUCAUCGACCACCUCACCAACUGGUAUGUUCGUUUGAAUCGUCGCCGUAUCAAGGGAGAAGAUGGUCUUAAGGAUUGUGUUGCAUCGUUGAAUGUUUUGUUUGAUGUUCUGGAUACAAUGGUUAAAAUGAUGGCUCCAUUCACACCAUACCUUUCGGAAUUCAUGUACCAACGAUUGUCGCGAUUGAAUACACCCAAUGAAGUGUCGCCAAAAAUACCAUCGUCACCGAUCAGCGGUGGCGGCAAAGGAAAGAAGAACUCUGUGGCAAAGACUGCAUCGUUCGAUGGCAGUGUGCAUUUGGAAAUGAUGCCCAAACCAAAUCGCGCCUACAUCCAGACAACUGUUGAAACGGCUGUGAGUCGCAUGCAAAAUGUCAUUGAAUUGGGUCGAGUUUUGCGUGAUCGCAAGACAAUGCCAAUCAAAUAUCCCGUUCCAAGUGUGAUUGUAAUCCACAAGAAUGAGCAGUAUCUCAAGGAUAUCCAAGCGCUCGAAUCAUUCGUUUUGGGUGAGCUAAAUGCACGUCAAUUGAUCACAUGCGCCGAUAAAACACGGUAUGGCGUCAAACUGCGCGCCGAACCCGAUCACAAAACAUUGGGUUUGCGAUUGAAGGGUGAUUUUAAAGCGGUUAUGGCUGCCAUCAAGCAAUUGACCGAUGAUCAAAUCCAAGCCAACCUUGACAAAGGCUAUUUCGAAAUAUUAAAACAUCGCAUCGAAUUGGAAGAAGUGCGCAUCAUCUAUGCAAUGGACGAAAAUACAGACUCGAAAUAUGAAGCACAUAGCGACAAUGAUGUUUUGGUAUUGAUGGAUUUAACACCGACCGAAGAAUUACUCUUUGAAGGUGUUGCUCGUGAAAUCAUCAAUCGUAUUCAAAAGCUUAAGAAAAAAUCACAAUUGAUUCCAACUGACCCGGUUAUUAUUUACUACGAAAUAUCCGAUACAAAUAGCGAUUUGAGUAAAGUGGCCAAAUCACAUCAAGAGUUCAUCGAAGGUGUCAUUAAAUCACCGUUUUUGCCACUUGAUGCGGUCAAAAUAGCCAGUGAAGCCUCAACACGUAGUUUCGUUCAUGAGGAAUGUGAUGUUAAGGGAGUCACAUUCAAAAUCACCAUUAGCAUGGAAAAGAAAGUGGCCAACGCUGCUGCUGCAGCCGUCGCUGCCACUGCUAUGAAAUCAACUGCUGGCCCAGCAAUAAAACCUGUAGCACGUUGGUUGAACGUCGUCACGAAAAUUCAACCGCGUUACUGCUCAACCAGUGCAACUAACCUUGGCACAGUUCUCAUUGAUGAUCCCAAUAAAAAGCCAUUAACUCUCCAUCAACUACGAAACGAAAUCGAGCAAUUAUUUGGGCUGUAUCACAUGAAUUUGUUCUUUGCAUGCAACGGAAAGCCGCUUGAUUUAUCGUCCACGAUUGAUACAGCCGAAAAACUUAACGGUGAAACGGUGUUCGUGUCAAGCCAACCUGGAUACAUCGAAACAGAUAAGAAACUAUUAGCCAUGGCUAAAGUACCAUUUGUGAAAUUUUCCAACGUUACAAUUGACGGUUUGCCAAGAACGCUAUUACUGGAAAAUCCAAAAGGUGAACUGUUAUAGAGGUGAGAAUGUUAAUGUGUUUAAAUAAAAUUCUUUAACGAGAAAAAAAAUAUUUAAAUCGAAAGAAGAAGGAAAAAAAAAAAACGAAUGAAAUUUCAACUAUUCUUAAAACAAUUACACACACUUAAAUCCUCAAAAAAUGCUAUUCAAAAUUAGAUUGAUUGUUUUUUAUUUCUGUCUGAAAAAUACUUUUUCAUAAAAAAAAUUGAUAUUGUUCGAAAAUGUCAUGCACAUUUCGAACACCCAUAAAAUAUAUCAAAACAUUUCUGUAUUUGGCAAUAAAAUUGCGCCUGUUUUCAAUAAAAUAUCGAUUUUGAGCAAUAAAAA